This is a messenger RNA of Oncorhynchus masou masou (cherry salmon), 1290 nucleotides long. RefSeq lists its product as uncharacterized. Lineage: Eukaryota; Metazoa; Chordata; Actinopteri; Salmoniformes; Salmonidae. The record is from RefSeq and is a predicted model, not a curated record. The coding region runs from base 1 to 1290 and encodes 429 amino acids. The transcript is spliced from 2 exons.
AUGGGGCCCUCCAGCACCCAUUCCCUUGCCAGUGACUACACUCACUUUAUCUCCCACACACACAAACACACCCCCUGGGCCCCCUUCAGCAGCAGCAGUAGUGAGGGCAGUAGCAGCAGAAACAGCAGUAGUAGUGAGGGCAGCAGGAGCAAUAGUAGUGAGGGCAGCAGGAGCAGUAGUAGUGAGGGCAGCAGGAGCAGUAGUAGUGAGGGCAGCAAGAGCAGUAGUAAUGAGGGCAGCAAGAGCAGUAGUAAUGAGGGCAGCAGGUGCAGCAGUAGUAGUGAGGGCAGCAGUAGUAGUGAGGGCAGCAGUAGUAGUGAGGGCAGCAGGUGCAGCAGUAGUAUUGAGGGCAUCAGUAGCAGCAGUAGUAUUGAGGGCAUCAGUAGCAGCAGUAGUAUUGAGGGCAUCAGUAGCAGCAGUAGUAUUGAGGGCAGCAGAAGCAGCAGUAGUAUUGAGGGCAGCAGAAGCAGCAGUAGUAUUGAGGGCAUCAGUAGCAGCAGUAGUAUUGAGGGCAUCAGUAGUAUUGAGGGCAUCAGUAGCAGCAGUAGUAUUGAGGGCAUCAGUAGCAGCAGUAGUAUUGAGGGCAGCAGAAGCAGCAGUAGUAUUGAGGGCAGCAGAAGCAGCAGUAGUAGUGAGGGCAGCAGGUGCAGCAGUAGUAUUGAGGGCAUCAGUAGCAGCAAUAGUAUUGCGGGCAUCAGUAGCAGCAGUAGUAUUGAGGGCAUCAGUAGCAGCAGUAGUAUUGAGGGCAUCAGUAGCAGCAGUAGUAGUGAGGGCAGCAGUAGCAGCAGUAGUAUUGAGGGCAGCAGAAGCAGCAGUAGUAUUGAGGGCAUCAGUAGCAGCAGUAGUAUUGAGGGCAGCAGAAGCAGCAGUAGUAAUGAGGGCAGCAGCAGUAUUGAGGGCAGCAGGUGCAGCAGUAGCAGCAGUAGUAUUGAGGGCAGCAGUAGUAUUGAGGGUAGCAGGUGCAGCAGUAGUAGUGAGAGCAGCAGUAGCAGCAGUAGUAUUGAGGGCAGCAGUAGUAGCAGUAGUAUUGAGGGCAGCAGUAGUAGUGAGGGCAGCAGUAGCAGCAGUAGUAGUGAGGGCAGCAGUAGUAGUGAGGGCAGCAGGUGCAGGGGCAGCAGUAGUAGUGAGAGCAGCAGUAGUAGUGAGGGAAGCAGUAGUAUUGAGGGCAGCAGUAGUAGUGAGGGCAGCAGUAGUAGUGAGGGCAGCAGUAGCAGUAGUAGUGAGGGCAGCAGUAGCAGGGGCAGCAGUAGUAGUGAGGGCAGCAGGUGCAAGCAGCAGUUGCAGCAGUAG